Molecule: messenger RNA, 4476 nt
Organism: Astyanax mexicanus (Mexican tetra)
Lineage: Eukaryota; Metazoa; Chordata; Actinopteri; Characiformes; Acestrorhamphidae
Gene: wrap53
Product: WD repeat containing, antisense to TP53
Exons: 11
Coding region: 424-2058 (544 amino acids)
Biological process (GO): Cajal body organization
Cellular component (GO): Cajal body
Molecular function (GO): RNA binding; protein binding
Source: RefSeq, a predicted model, not a curated record
GGUGUUUAUAUUGCUGAUAUGGCGGGUCUGUUCGUGUGUAAACACGCAGCACGAGUGUCUGCUGGAUUCAGGCCGUAGUGUGUGAUUUAAACCCGGGACUCUCUGCUGUUCGUGUUGUUAUAGGGACAGGUUCAGCUGUGGGAGCGAGUUUAACUGCUGGCAGCAGAGCUAUCCUCAGAAAGUCACGGCUGGAGGAAGCAGCGGAGCAGAACUACAGGGUCUUGCUUUUGCUGUGAUGUUCCCAGUGCCAUUAAGAGUACGAUCAAACCACCGUCGCAAGAAACAUUACCCCAGUAGCACCUACUUGAUUUCAAUUUGACAGACGGGACGGAGAAUUAAACCACUCGUCUUGAAAAUCUUUUGCACACGAGCCGUAUUGAAGAAAAGCAGCACAUAUUUUUUAAAUAAAAGAAAGUUCUUGAUAUGUCGGAACCAGGGCAGAGUAGUGAAGGUGGGGGUUUGGGAGCAGCAGGGCAGGAAGCAGAAGCUGAUGGAGAGCCUCCUCAAGAAGGUUCACAGAAUCUGCCCAUCAGUGGAGCUCAGGAGGAGGCAGAGGAGGAGGCGGUACCGCCUGCUGCCAAGCAGCCACGUCUUGCUGAAGGAGUAGGGUUGGACAUUUGUCCAACUGAUACAGGUGUAGAUACCACAUUUGAUGAUGGUGGGAAUCAAGGCAUUGUUCUGAUCACAGACAAAGACCUCAGUAAGUCAGAGGAGGAUGGAAAAACAGCAGGAGACUCACAAGGAGGAGAGAAAGAGUGGCACCAGAAUGGAGCAGAAAACAAGGAUGCAGUUGAAGAAGCUGAAAGAGGAGAUCAGUUGGAUGACACCAGUCCACAGGACACAUCCUGCCAGCGUCAGUAUCUUGGGCUAGAUUUCAGCCAGAACCCCCAGAUGUUGACCGGGUCCUGGGCAGAAUACACCCACACUCCUGAGAACUACCUCAAAGGCUGCAAGUGGGCUCCAGACGGAUCCUGUAUCCUCUCAAAUAGUGCAGAUAACGUGCUACGUGUUUAUAAUCUCCCGCCAGAGAUCUACAGUGGCAGCUGGGACUUGUUGUCAGAAAUGAGUCCAGUGCUGAGGAUGACCGAAGGAGACACCAUCUAUGACUACUGUUGGUUUCCUAAGAUGAGUUCUUUGGACCCGGAUACCUGUUUUAUUGCCAGCAGUAGCCGUGACAAUCCAGUCCACAUAUGGGAUGCGUUCUACGGUGACCUCCGUGCGACCUUUCGACCCUACAACCAUCUGGACGAGCUGACGGCGGCUCACUCUCUGCGCUUCUCUCCGGACGGUUCACAGCUCUACUGCGGCUUUGAGAAGACUGUCAGGGUGUUCUACACAGAGCGUCCGGGCAGGGACUGUGAGGAGAGACCUACAGUUGUUAAGAAGCAGGGUCAGAGUGGGAUAAUCUCAUGUCUGGCGUUCAGUCCAUCUCAGCCAGUGUAUGCGUGUGGCUCAUAUUCCCGCACUGUGGGGCUUUACUCGUGUGAGGACGGUUCUCUGCUGGCCUUGCUGCCUCAGCGCCACAAUGGAGGAGUCACCCAUCUUCUCUUCUCCCCUGACGGCUAUCAUCUUUACACAGGAGGCCGCAAGGACCCAGAGAUUCUCUGCUGGGACCUCAGAGAUCCAGGCCGAGUUCUGUUCUCAUUGCCCAGGACUGUAAGCACCAACCAGCGAAUCUACUUUGACCUGGACCCGUCUGGACGAUACCUGAUGAGUGGUGACACAGAAGGGGUGAUGUCCGUGUGGGACAUUUUGACCGCCCCUUCUGAUGGUAAUGAAGACGUGCUGCAGCCUUUCCUGAAGUUCCAAGCUCACAGAGACUGUACAAAUGGCAUCAGCAUCCACCCCUUUAUGCCGUUAGUCGCGUCUUGCAGCGGUCAGCGCCAGUUCCCCUCGCCUGACGACAGUGACGGUUCAGACUCUGGCUCAGACCAGGACAGGGUGAUGUCCUCAAACGGCAUCAGAGAGGACAAUGCACUCACGCUGUGGUGGGCUGGACCACUGGGCUCGACCAGUGAAGAGAGACAGCAGGAUGAGCCGGCUGUGAUUGAAAACUAAAACUAAUGAGCUACAACUACUAAACCUUCUCUACAAACUGCCUCCGUUUCAGAUAAUUGAAUAAAUUGGUUGUUAAGGUAAAGUCCAGGGUUUAUAGUACUGCCCAAUGUCAUCUUUUUGAUUGACACAAUUUAGGACCAACAUAAGAUAAUUUUAUUUUUUACUGAUUAUGGGUAAGCUUUCAGACCUGCUAUAGCUUCCAAUAGCGAAAGAUUGUGUAUAAUUAAUUUAAACCUGGAAUGUAGAAGAUCAGUCCAACACAUUGAAUUUUCAAACACCAAAUCAUGAUCCAAACCAGCCAGAAAUCAAUUUUUCUUUUAGAUUCUUAAAAAUCGUCUUAAGGCUCAUUUAUGCUCAGCUACAAAUUGGAUAUGGAUGCAGGCAAAGCUUUUCGUCUGUACUCUGUGUUCUAAGCUGUUUAUUUAUGCAUUUUUGCACAUUCUCUAAAGCAAUUUCACUGAAAAUCAUGGGGGCAGUACAGCCAAAAGUUCAAGCAAAACAUGACCACUGCCAUACAGAAAUGACAAAACGUCUAUCGUAAAUUGUGAAGACUUUAUACUGCCGCUGCCUCUGACAUUUUGUUUUUUGAUUAAGUAAAGCAGCUGUGUUCCAAAUCUGUAUUCUAAAAUAAUGUUAAAACAAUCUCUGCUCUGGAGGCUUGAAUUUUUUGGGGCUUUUUCAUGAUUUUUUUCUCAUAAUGCUGUUUUACCCCUCCCUCUUCACCUGCAGAGAUUGUGUGUAACUGAUGAUGAAAGAGGAUGGGAUACAUCAGUUGCUUCCCUGGGGUUGGGAUGGGACACCUCUAUGAUGGCAGCAUUAAUGCAGAAAGUACCUAGAGGUUUUAAAGCAACAUGUGCAGCUGUAUUUCAGGGACACCUGUGCACGUUUCAGCAAGACCUCAUGCUGCACACAUUAGAAAAGCAUGGCUGCGGAAGAAGUGUCAAUUUUUAUGAUUGUUUUACUUUUUUUUCCUCUAUAUUUCAUUGGCAGAGAUUGUAACCUAGGAUAGGAUAGGAUGCAUCAGUUAUGUCCUUAAAAUCGCUCUGAAUGUUGCAGUGGCUGCUUUAUAUUACUGAAUACAAAGAUUUCUUUAAUUUGAAACGUUUGAAAAGUUUUAUAUGACGGCUGCAGCCUAACCUGUGGGACUCUAUGAUCAGCAGUUAUCACAAAAUACUUGUUCUGCUCGUGGUUGUCAGAACAGCUUGACUCUAGUGGAUGUUUUGCUUAAUAUUAUAAUAUUAUAAUAUAGUAUAAAUGAGCCUUAAAAGAACACAAUUGAUGUGAAAUGCUUUGGAGACUGGGCCCAUUACUUCUUUAGUGUUUUUGUCUGUUUUAAAAAAAAUUAAAAAUAGUUUUGACGCAGCAGUAAUGUAUGAUUUGGCCCAAACUGUGAAACACAAUAGCUUUUCCUCUCUUUGAGAAAUGGAAACACGAAUAUAAAACACAGCUAGUCUCCGUCCUUAAGUGAUUAUUUUGGAGAUAAGAAAGGAAGCAGUGGAAUGAGCCCAUCUAUAUUUACACUCUCAGGUCCACAGAUGAUAAAACACAAAAACACAGAGGCAGCAGAGUUCAUUCUGUCUGUUUACUGUUCUCCUCCACUGCUCUACUCUACCCUUCUGCUUCUCCAGUGAAAGCAGUGAAAGAUUCCUUACACAUCUAUUGUGUGCCAUAGUGCUGCUUUGUGUGCCAGUAAAAUGCUUUUUUUUUUUGGAGUUCAGUGAUAACUGUGUUGUGUGCGUGAAUGUAACAAUGAGCUUCUGCUAAUACCUUUACAAUCUUACAGUUUACUAAAAAAAAAACCAUCAAGUCUAUUGAGUCUCAUGUUUACAGGAGUUUUAGAACUGAGUGGGGUGUAUGAAUGCAUGCAUGUGUGGGUGGAAAGGAGGGUGUACACCUGAUUGUGUACUUGUUGUAAUAUGGCGUCAUGUGUGCGUGUGAGUGUCUGUCUGUAUUUUUUAAUAUGCAGAAAAGCAGUGGAACUGAAUAUCUCACCCUUGCCAAACAAUGCUUUUUGCAGGAUGUUCACUGUGGUUAGUAGAUUGUCAUUGAUUUUGUAAUGUGGCAUCUCUCGCUAUCUAUUCAAGUGCUUUAAUGACACCUGUGUGUGUGUGCAGCUCUUCUCCUUUUCUGACGCACGUUGACCAAUUGGUUGAUUUGAGAUUAGUUGUGAGAUUUCCGAUUAUUAAAGAUUUGUUGUGUGAACAUUUUGUAUUGAUCUGUUGCUGUGCAUUUCUGUGCAGAGCAUUUACUGAUUUUAAAACUGUUUUAUUUUGGCAACAUCUCAAGUUGAAAGCAUUGUUGAUCCCACGUCAACCUGAGUGCAGUUCAAAACUCUGUCCACUAGGUGGGAGGCUUUACCCCUACCAAGUAAACUUCAGUUGGAAACAUUCAAUAAACUUCUCACAGUUUAUUUUCUCA